Toxotes jaculatrix (banded archerfish) is the source of this 807-nucleotide messenger RNA. It is a transcript of the gene nxph1, whose product is annotated as neurexophilin 1. Bases 1 to 807 code for a protein of 268 amino acids. Gene Ontology annotation, molecular function: signaling receptor binding. Lineage: Eukaryota; Metazoa; Chordata; Actinopteri; Toxotidae. The transcript is spliced from 3 exons. The record is from RefSeq and is a predicted model, not a curated record.
AUGCAGGUGACGUGCUGGUGCGCCGUGUUCCUCCUGACGCCUGUGCUCUGCCUGGUGACAGCAUUAGCAGCUAAACGCAGUGCCCAUGUCAAGUCGGGAAGCCCCAAAUCAACGCUAAAGCAUAUAUGGACAGAAAGCAAGGAUUUGUCAAUCAGUAGGCUGCUGUCACAGACUCUGCACGGCAAAGAAAACAGCACAGCCUUGGACCUUCACUAUGACACUCCAGAGCCCUACUCGGAGCAAGACCUGUGGGACUGGCUGAGGAACGCCACAGACCUGCAGGACUCGCGGCCGCGGGCUAAACGGCGGCCCAUGGUUAAGACGGGAAAAUUCAAGAAGAUGUUCGGCUGGGGGGACUUCCAUUCCAACAUCAAGACGGUCAAACUCAACCUGCUGAUCACUGGGAAGAUUGUGGAUCAUGGCAAUGGCACCUUCAGUGUCUACUUCCGCCACAACUCCACAGGUCAGGGCAACGUGUCAGUCAGCCUGGUCCCUCCCACCAAGAUAGUGGAGUUUGACGUGGCGUCUCAGCAGUCCGUCAUCGACGCAAAGGACUCAAAGUCCUUCAACUGCCGCAUCGAGUACGAGAAGGUGGAGAAAGGUGCCAAGAACACGCUCUGCAACUUCGACCCAUCCAAGACCUGCUACCAGGAGCAGACCCAGAGCCAUGUUUCCUGGCUCUGCUCCAAACCUUUCAAAGUCAUCUGCAUCUUCAUUUCCUUCUACAGCACCGACUACAAACUGGUGCAGAAAGUGUGCCCGGACUACAACUACCACAGUGACACACCCUACUUCCCCUCUGGCUGA